AUAUGAAAGUAGAGUGAUUGAUUUUUCUAGAACCGUACCGCAAUUGAGAAUUGAUUCACGUUUAGAUGGAGUAUUUGGCUGUUUUGGCUUCCUGAGCCAUUUCGCCUUUAAACAACAUGUAAGGUCCUUGGACUAAGGAGUAACAUUAGGCUACGCUAGAAAAAUAAAUAAAUAUAUAUAUAUUACUGGGGAACAGUUUCACAUAUAACUUUCGAGUUCCAACAGCUCUCAAAAUGCGUUGUAAUUAGCCGCUUGUCUUAAAAAAUUGUUCACAUGUACAUUAACCCAUCGUAGCAGGCGUAAAAGAAACGUACAUGUACAGAUUCAUUGGGACACAAUUACAAUACCUAUGUAGCUAACGAGUUAGCUACCUACCUAGCAUAUCCUGCUGAAAACAACGUUAGCUGGCUAGCUGUGUUUAGCAUCGACGAUGGAGCAUGUAAUCGUAUACUUUAUAUCUAGAGUUAGCAGACUUGAUAGAAGUGAAGUGCUGGCUGUCAGACUCGUCACUCAGUCAGGUGUUUGAAGCUAGCUAACGUGACAAUGACAGGCGCAAAAGCAGGGUACUCUGCUGAACAGGGAUAUUUCAGGAUUAACAGCCAUUUAAAUCUGGGGGGAUUUAAUGUGUGUGCUGCAUGGAGAUGAUUAGUCGUCUGCUAACAGUGGGUCGGUCACAUAACCUCCAACAUUCAGCAGCCUGUUUUCACAGAUACAGACACGGUCUGUGUAGAGAAGGCUAGGGCUGUUUUGGUGCUAAUAAGAUAUGUGUGGUGUUUGCGUUGAAUAGGUUAUCUACAGAAUAUUUCCAUGUCAGUCAGGUGUUGUUGAUUGUAUCGGUAUGUACUUUUGUGGGCCUCUGUCAUAGGGAUGUGUAGAGUAGCUAGCUAGGUUGUUGAAGAUUGUAGUAGAGGUGUCUUCCAAUGCUCAGGUUUCACUAUUACCUUAGAACUGUUUUCAGUGUUCUAACGGAACAGGACUUUUCCCUCAGGUGUUACAUGAUAUCUGUGUGGAUGAGGGCUCUGUUAUAGAUUUAUGAAUACCUUUGUGUGUGAUAGGAUGUGAGAGAAAGGUUGUGCAUUUGUGUGUGGGACAGAGAGAGGGAGAGCGAGAUACUCUUUUAGACACCCUUUUCGACCUGGUUAGUCAGUACUGGGAAAUGAGUACAGUUGACAAAUUUGUUAUGUUUCAACACACAACCUGCCACUCCCUAGACAUACACAAAACUGCUGUGGCGUGCAACAACUCAUUUAGUUAUGUAAAGAACAUGUUAUUGUCAUACCUUGCAACACUAUAUUGUUCUUGGCUGCAUUCGUGUUAGUGAUGGUGUGAGAUUAUGAGUGUGUAAUUACUAGUGGUUGAAGUUUGUGGUGUUGGUUAAUGCUAUUGAUGUAAUCUAGUAGUUGUGUAACAUGCUCUCUGUUUCAGGAGGUGCCCUCCAAUUGCCUUCAUAGACUACAACCGUGUGUGACAGAAUACUGGAGCGAGUGAAAGGAAAAAAAGGGAGAGAGUUGUCUGUGGCUUCUUCUUUCUGCGUGGCUCCAUUUUAAAGGCAUCAUGGGAAAGGAGGUGUGGUUUCGGAGAUGGGAGGGGUUUUACCUGCACUGUCACAAAGACUGAAACAAACAGCUAAUUGAUCCAACGAGACUGAUCUCACCUGUGGAUGUGAACACUCUCUCAUACGAACAGAGCAUUGAAUAGUGUAUACUACAUUUGAGAGCUUUUGUAUACAAGCUUGAAUUUUUGAAAAAGCUACAGGUGGGCUUGGAUUGUUACUGGGCAGCUUUAGAUUUUUUGGGUUUUGUCCCAACCGCUGCAGCCUCCCCAGAAUAUAGACCCCGGAACUCUCUCCUUUGCAAGCAUUCUGUCACACUUUUCUCUGUCACACGCAAUCACAUUGUCACACACACACUCUAUCUCACACUCAGUGCCUAGAUACACCUUGUACAAGACCAGAGUUCAGUGGUCACUGCUCUGCUAGACACCCCUGUUCUGUUGUUUUAUAGGCAGUUCUGCUACUACCUCCUAAUUUCUGGCCCGCCUUGACCCUAUAUUUCCCUUACAAGAGAGUUUGCAAAUAGUGGUGAUAAAUGUCGUUUUCGAUGCCUGUGGAGGGUUAGGGUUGGUUUGUUGUCUCACCAGGUCAGGAAGUUGUUGUAAAAGCAGUUAAUUGUGUGUGCCCUUGUGGGUCUUUGUUGCAGUAGACAGGAGAGAUUUUGUUGAGGUAUUUAUAUUGUUGCACCAAAUAAGGUUACAUGAAAGCCAUACAUUAAUAUUUAUUAAAGUCGCAAUUCUUUUUGUAUCAUAAUGUAUAGUUUUGUUUUUAAAAUAUAUAUAAAAUGUACAGGUAUCUUGCUUACUAGCUAGCUGUAGAUAUACCUGCAAAGAUCUACACAUAUGCAAACAAAGGUGUAGACUUUACUAUAAAAUAGUAAGUAUUUUAGUUUCAAAGUGGUUUUAGUUGCUGAAGUGCAAAGAACUCGCUAGCUUUCUCUAAGAGGUUUCUCCCAAAUGGCUGCUUUCUGUAAUAAUACUAUUACUGGUACCUAAGAACCUUCCCAUCUACCAUCAUGCCCCCUUAUCCCAUACGAACACGGAGGUCUUCCCUCUGACCCUUCCAACACCCUUCUCUUUAGAUAUACCCCUUCUACCUCUCUCCCUCCCUCCCUCCCUCUGAUGCCGGGGUUCAGUAGUGGGGGACUAGGUGGGGAAGUGGGUGGCCCCGCCUCCUCUCCUCCCUGCCCGUUCCGACCCAGUCGCUACGUUCCCGUCUCCGCAGCAACCACCUUCCUGGUCGGCUCCACCACGCUCUUUUUCUGCUUCACGUGUCCGUGGUUGUCAGAGCAUGUCUCUGCCGUCAUUCCCAUCUAUAACGCCGUGGUCUUCCUCUUCACCCUCGCCAACUUCUGCAUGGCCACCUUUAUGGACCCAGGGGUCUUUCCCAGAGCGGAAGAGGAUGAGGAUAAAGAGGAUGAUUUCCGCGCUCCGCUCUAUAAAACGGUGGAGAUCAAGGGCAUUCAGGUCCGGAUGAAGUGGUGUUCCACCUGCCGCUUCUACAGACCGCCCCGCUGCUCACACUGCUCUGUGUGUGACAACUGUGUGGAGGACUUUGACCACCACUGCCCGUGGGUGAACAACUGUAUCGGGCGCAGGAACUACCGUCACUUCUUCCUGUUCCUGUUGUCCCUGACGAUCCACAUCAUGGGUGUGUUCGGCUUCGGCCUGCUCUACGUCCUCCAGCACCAGCACCAGCUGGACAGUGUUCACUCAGCUGUCACUAUGGCUACAAUGUGUGUUGCUGGCCUGUUCUUUAUCCCAGUAGCAGGUCUUACUGGUUUCCACAUGGUACUGGUAGCUCGGGGAAGGACCACUAACGAGCAGGUCACAGGGAAGUUUAGGGGCGGAGUUAACCCUUUCACCAAUGGCUGUCUGAGGAACAUCUCACACGUGCUCUGUAGCUCUCAGGCUCCCAGGUAUGUGGGUCGGUGGCGGGGCAAGCAGACAGUGGAGGUGCAGCCUCCCUUCCUCCGCCCUCCUCUCUCCGAGGCCCAGCUAGAGGCCAAAGUCCUGGACAACGGCAUCCAGAACGACCACCACAGCACCCGGUCUAAGAGCAGUUUAGAGCAGAUGGAGAGCCAGUCAGCAGAUGCAGAGCCUCCACCUCCUCCCAAACCAGAGCUCCGCUACCCUGGCCUGCCCCGUGCAGACACAGAGGAGAGCAGCUUGCUGUCUGAAGGUCCGUCCACUCCCUCAAUGUACAAGUACCGGCCGGCCUAUAGCAGCCCACAGAGGAACCACACAGCUCUGACACACCCAAACAAGAUGAUUCGUGGGGACAGUCUGGACUCUCCCUCCAUUCUCCAGUCGAGUCGCCAGCCCAGCUAUCGGUCUGAGCCCAGCAGCCUGGAUGGGGGGUCGGUAAUAGGUGUGGGGGCGCGUAGGGGGGGAGGGGAGAGGGGCGAGGGCCCCGGGGGGUCCAGUGGGACGGGUGGGGUUGUCACGGGGGGCAUCUCCGGGUACUCCCUAGGGGGGCGGUCGUACACUUCCUACCCUUCCUCUCUGGUCCUGUCCACCGGUGGUUCUCACUCCUCCAGCAUGCGCUCUGCCCACACACACCAUAAUACUCUGGGCACGCUGCAAUCAGAGGGCACCACCGACACCAGCUACAAGAGCAUGGCCAAUCAGACACCUCAGAACGGCAGCCUGUCCUACGACAGCCUGCUGACGCCGUCCGAGAGCCCCGAGUUUGAGUCGGCCGCUCACGAGCUGUCCCCUCAGAACCCCCACGCCCCUGCAGCGUUUCCCCCGGCGACAACCUUCUCCUCGCCACCCCCCGGGGUCGGGGAUGCGCCCCUGCAGGGGUACACCUCACCCUUCCUCUCAGCACAGAUGGCCCAGCAGAGAGAGGGCCAGCUGCUCCAGGGCUCUGCCACUUUCUCCUCCCCCAACAGGGCAUACCGCCGCGCCAUCAGUCCCCCCCUGCCGACUCCCCCACACGCUGCCCACCCCGAGACACAGCACCACCUCCUCCACCAGGACUCCAGACACCCACACCUCCGUGCCACCUCCUCCAUUCGCCCCCUUCCUCCCGUCUCUGAACAGCCCUCCCCCUCCUCCCUGCGUGCCUGUUCCCCGGACCCCCCUGGGUUCCCUGUGUCUCCCCCACCCAGAGGCCCCUCCCUAGGGAAGUCCCUCUCCUACACCGGGGAGACAGGGCUCCAGCACAAGGCUCGGCCAAUGGGAGGAGGCAGUUUGUCGGGAGAGGGCGGAGUCGGAGGGACCCAGGCUCCACAAUCCACCUCUCGCCCAGGCUUGGCCAAUCACAGCACAUCCAAACCAGGGGGGGGGGUGAAGAAGGUGACUGGCGUCGGAGGGACCACCUAUGAGAUAUCGGUUUGAGUGACAGACAUCCGCCCCAGCCAAAGAAUAGAAAGAAAGUUGUUCCACUGGACAGAUUCCAAUUUUCUUACUCUGAGGAGACUUAGAGAUGGAUAUUCACUAAAAUGCACGCACACAAUGAAAGGACUAUCCUCUACUCUUGGUCAAUAUGGAGUGGAUAGUGGAAUAGAAGUGUUUGGCUCACUGGUACUUCAAUGACCUUCGUAUCUUUAUAAUGCCAGUGGCCAUCUUUUUCUGCCUAUCUUUCAUAUUGGAUCGAAUGGCGACUGAAGUGGAACUCUGAAUGUUGAUCAGUGAUGGAAUGGGACAACCUCUCCUCAGUCUGUGAGCCAUAGACUGUAUAACAUGAACAUUAUUAUGACAGCUGGGUACUAAACUCUAUAACGCGUAUAUACAAAGAUGAUUUGUUUUGGAAAGGAGUGCUUUUGAACCAAUCAGUAUGGAGCCUGAGAGGGCGCAUAUGGACUGGUGACCAAUUGUGUCCCAUCAAAUGGAUGGACCAAUCACAAUGGAUCACCAAUCCACAGUAGUCACUAAUUAAUUAAAGUCUGCAGCGAUUAUUCAAAGACUGUGCAGAGAUGAUGCCUCAACCCCUACAAACACAGUUUCAUUUGAGUUUUAUAAAGCUUUUGUUUUUUAAUAUUGUUUUAUAUAAAUGCUUAAAGAAUCUUUAAGAAUUAUUGGGUCAAUUGGUCAGAUGAUGGAGAUAGCGUUUUGGGGUUUGUGAAUGACUGUGAAUAUGAGUUAGACUAAUCACUUGUUUUGAUUGAUGGCUGUAUCAGCCAGUCAUAAGGCUUGCUGGAAUUCUCAUCCACAGAGAUUGAUGAUCCUAUAUGAAGGCCAGCUGAAGUGGCCUUUCACUGAGGAUGUUGAAAGCCACAAAGAAAAUGUUUAUUCUGAAUCAUAAAUACAGCACAAGCAUCUUUGUGGAAUGUACACUAGAAACAUGUAUUAUUGAUACAUUAUGCAAAUUCUCUCUUUCUAGCUUUAAAUGAUUGUCAUUUUGGUGUUCAAAAUGUUUUGUCUGUCAGUCAGUGCUAGAAAAAUCUUAUAAGGAUGGUCAGCCAAACGUGUUUAGGGUGGGAAGGGCUUUAUUUAUUUUACCAGACAGGAAACCUUUGAGUUCUGAACACAAUUACAAACCGAUCUCUACAUCCAGGAGUUGGAUGAAGUUGCCCCUACACAAUGAGGCCUUUUGCCCCUAAUUGUUAGGGCACUAGGGGAGGGUAAGCUGAUCCUAAAUCUAUUCCCAGAAGGGUAACUUCUACCCAGAGACCACAUCCCUAUCAUAGUGCCUUGUCCUUAGAUUGUAAUGUACUUGGAAAAACUCAACAAAUCAAAUUCUGGGGGAUGGUUGUGGUUCUAUUAGCACAGAUAGGUAUGGUGUAAACAUAGGGAUUCUGUAGUAACAUUUGUUUGUUAAUAGAAAUAUGUAUGACGUGUCUAGGAGAAGGUGACUGAUGUCGGGGUUGGUUUGAAAUUGAGGACUAUUUUCAUUGGUUUUUGCCUUGAGACCAUUCGUAGUAAAAU
Messenger RNA from Coregonus clupeaformis (lake whitefish), 6426 nucleotides. Its product is annotated as palmitoyltransferase ZDHHC5-B. Gene Ontology annotation, molecular function: palmitoyltransferase activity. The transcript has 11 exons. Lineage: Eukaryota; Metazoa; Chordata; Actinopteri; Salmoniformes; Salmonidae. Gene Ontology annotation, biological process: protein palmitoylation. The coding region runs from base 2674 to 4896 and encodes 740 amino acids. The record is from RefSeq and is a predicted model, not a curated record.